AAAACUGACGGUCAUCGUGGAGGACCGUAACGACAAUGCCCCCAUCUUCCAGAACCUGCCGUAUGAAACCACCGUUGCGGAGAACAUGACAGCCGACAGCAUCAUCUACACGGUGUCAGCCAACGACAGCGACACUGGGAACGCCUCCAAAGUCAGCUAUAGCAUUGAGGAGGUGAUCCCGGACAACACGAAGAAUCAUUGGCUCUUCUACAUCCUGCCCAACGGGAGCGUGGUGCUCAAUGGCUCGCUGGACUAUGCCUUGAACACCUUUUACCAGAUCAAGAUCGUCGCCAAGGAUGGCGGGGGGCUGCUGCACGGGGUGCUGACCUUCCAGCAGAGCACGACCUACUUGUCUGUGACUGUCCGUGACUUGCCCAACCUCAACCCGUGGUUCCUCAAUGAGCCUUACUCCGGCUCUGUGCCGGAGAACUGCCCUCUGGGCACCACCGUGCUGACCAUCACCGCUAUUGACAGAGACACAGGAGUGAAUGAUGAAAUCUCCUACAGCAUCACCAAUGCCAGCAUCCCUUUUGCUAUCAAUGCCAUGACGGGCACUAUCACUGUGACUGGCUCCCUGGACCGGGAGCAGCUCCCAAACGAAGUGCUGCUGCUGGAAGUCACGGCACGCGAGAAGAACCUGGACAUCUAUGGCAAUGUGGCCGAGACCAGCACGCAGGUGACGGUCACCGUGACUGAUAUCAACGACAACAAGCCUCAGUUCUACCUCUGCUCCCUCUCCAGCUGCAACUUCUCUGCUGAUGCCCAGAGCAACUUCACGGGCAGCAUCGUGGAGCACACCUCCUCCAACGUGGCUGUGUCUGGACUCGAUAUCGUCACACAUGACCCUGACAAGGGCGUCAAUAGCAGUUUUGAGCUGUACCUGCAAGGUCCGAAUGCCAGCGCCUUCUUUGUCUCCCCCAAGAAGAUUGUGGGCACGGGGGAAGUCCAGAUCCUGGUGCAAGAUUCACUGUCUGUGGACUACGAAAUAAGCCAUGUCAUGGUGGUGGAGAUCGUUGCUAAUGACACAGGGAACCCCACAGACUGCUGCUCCAUGGCCACUGUGACCAUCAACCUCAUCGACAGCAACGACCACAUCCCCGAGUUCCCCCAGACUGUUUACAGCCUAAGCGUGGUGGAGAACAGUGUCGCCGGCACCAUCAUCUCCCCAGGCAUCAGGGCCUAUGAUCCAGAUAGCGGUAUCCUGGGCCAGAUCACCUACCAGCUCUUCCCAGAGAGUGUCCGGGAAGUCUUCAUGGUGAACGCCACAAACGGGGCCGUGCUGGUGCGCAACGGGAGCUGGCUGGACCGCGAGACUCGCUCCCUCUAUUAUGCCAACCUCCAGGCCAAAGAUGGGGGCAACCUGACAGGGUCCACACUGCUGGAGAUCACUGUGCUGGAUGCCAAUGACAACCCCCCCGUCGUCACCGGCUCCUACUUCAUCUCCGUGAACGAGGGGCAGAACGUCAGCGUGCAGAUCCUGGCCAUAGACAACGAUGAGCCUGGCACCCCCAACAGCGAGUUGCACUUCAAGAUCUUGCCAGGGCCAUUCAGUGCCAACUUCACCAUUGAUGCGGUCACGGGUGAGAUGCACAAUGAGGGACUCCUGGACCGCGAGGCUUUGGAUGAUGACCGUGGGCGGAUGGUGGUGACGGUGGAGGUGCACGACCUGGGCACGCCACAGCUCAGCACCUCUGUCAACGUCACCAUCACUGUGGGGGAUGUGAACGACAACGCGCCCAUGUUCCUCAACCAGUCCUAUAAGUUCUCCGUCUUUGAAGGCUCUGCAGGGUCCUUCGUGGGCAACGUGGAGGCCACAGAUGCUGACAAGACGGACAUCAAUUCCCGCAUUUCUUUCCUGCUUCAGAGCAGCAAGGGCUCCAGCAACUUUCUGAUCCGCUCUUCCCGCCUGGGGCCAGGGAAACACAGCGGACAGCUGUCCCUGGACCCCGAUGUGUCCCUGGACUACGAGAGCUUGCAGCAGAAGUUCUUCUCCCUGGUGGUACUUGCAGAGAAUACAGCGGCAGACAGCCUGGGGGACACCGCCAAUGUCUCAGUAGUGGUCUACGUCCUAGACGUCAAUGAUGAGCCCCCCACCAUCCUGCCAACCUUGCCACAGGACGUGAGCGUGAGCGAGAAUGGCACGCAGGAGGGCCUGGUCUGCACCGUGGUCGGCUCCGACCCGGACACCAACCACUUGCUGGUCUUCGAAGAGCUGGGAGUCACCUGCUUCAAAGGGGCGAUCAGUGCUGGGGAGGUGUGCAGGGACUGGUUUGUGCUGGCACCCAAUGGCUCGGUGCUGGUGAACAGCUCGGACAUUGACUACGAGCUGUGCGAUGUGGUGGUGCUCAUGCUGCGGGCUGAAGACGUGUACACCGAGAAGGGCAACCGCUAUAGCCAGAAUGGUACAGCGCCCGCACCCCUCUCCUCCCACUGUGGCCAGGGAACAGAGGGAGGUGGGACCUGCCUCUCCAGCCCCCCAGGAGGAGCCGUGAGGAGCAGGGAGGGAGCUGGCCAGUUUGGGGAUGGAGGGAGGACAUCCCUACCCCUUUUGGUCCCUGUGGCAGGGGCCUGAGCCUAC
This is a messenger RNA of Struthio camelus australis, 2578 nucleotides long. NCBI's taxonomy places the organism in Eukaryota, Metazoa, Chordata, Aves, Struthioniformes, Struthionidae. The record is from RefSeq and is a predicted model, not a curated record.